Molecule: messenger RNA, 3469 nt
Organism: Gopherus evgoodei (Goodes thornscrub tortoise)
Lineage: Eukaryota; Metazoa; Chordata; Testudines; Testudinidae
Gene: GALR1
Product: galanin receptor 1
Exons: 3
Coding region: 619-1701 (360 amino acids)
Biological process (GO): positive regulation of cytosolic calcium ion concentration; G protein-coupled receptor signaling pathway; negative regulation of adenylate cyclase activity
Cellular component (GO): membrane
Molecular function (GO): galanin receptor activity
Source: RefSeq, a predicted model, not a curated record
GCUGUGUGCAGGUGCAGCCCGGCCGGGCGGCAAGUUCCCUUUCGGAAGAGGCAGCGCGCUGGAAGAACCCGGCCGGAGCCAGGUGGCUGAAGAGCGCGCGGGAGGCAGCCGGGGAGGAGCUGGCUGGAGAGGAGGUGGAGGGAGCAGGGAGGGCGCUGCGCUCUCAGGGAGAGCUGAGGUCUCCGCACACUCGCGCAGCGCCGCUCUCCGGCUCUGCCCUUUGGUGGCACAGCGCUGGGGGGCACCCAAACCCCGCAGCCGUGGCGGAACUGGGAAGGAAACGGAGCUGGGCAGCGCGGCUGUGGGCGCAUUUUUCCACGCGGAUCCCCCAGUAGCUCCCUUGUCAACCUUCCUCCGCAAAUCCUUGAGGCGGGUGCAGCCCGGGAGCCCCCACCACGCACGAGGCGGUGAGCAGCAGAGGCGAGAUGCCACCCACCCGCCAGGCACCAGAAAGUUUCGCAGCUCUGUGAGCGCGGCGGCAAACUCCUCUCCACCCCCUUCUUCUGCUGGGCGCUUGGGGCUCCCUCCGUGCGUCUCUGGGGGCGAGGUGCGGGACCAAGGCGCUGUUUGUUUUCCUCCGCCCGUCCCAGCUGUUGCUGGGGGGCAGCCGCAGCAGCCAUGGAGCCCGAGACGAUUGCGAUCCUCUUCCUGAACCAGAGCGAAGGGCCCCCCUGGGGGGAAUUCAACCUCUCGGGGCUCUCGGAGGAGGAGCAGGACCCCAAGCCCCUCUUCGGCAUCGGCAUCGAGAACUUCCUCACCCUGAUCAUUUUCGGCGUGAUCUUCGCCUUGGGGGUGCUGGGCAACUCGCUGGUGAUCACGGUGCUGGCCAGGAGCAAGCCGGGCAAGCCCCGCAGCACCACCAAUAUCUUCAUCCUCAACCUGAGCAUCGCCGACCUGGCCUACCUGCUCUUCUGCAUCCCUUUCCAGGCCACGGUCUACGUGCUGCCCACCUGGGUGCUGGGCGCCGUCAUCUGCAAGUUCAUCCACUACUUCUUCACCGUCUCCAUGCUAGUCAGCAUCUUCACCCUCUCCGCCAUGUCGGUGGACCGCUACCUGGCCAUCGUGCACUCCCGCCGCGCCUCCGUCCUGCGGGUUUCCCGCAACGCGCUGCUGGGCGUGGGGCUCAUCUGGGCGCUCUCCAUCGCCAUGGCCUCGCCCGUCGCGCACCACCAGCGCCUCUUCCACCGGGACGCCAGCAACCAGACCUUCUGCUGGGAGCAGUGGCCCAACCUCCAGCACAAGAAGGUCUACGUGGUCUGCACCUUCGUCUUCGGCUACCUGCUGCCGCUGCUGCUCAUCUCCUUCUGCUACGCCAAGGUCCUUAAUCAUCUGCAUAAAAAGCUGAGAAACAUGUCAAAGAAGUCAGAAGCAUCCAAGAAGAAGACAGCCCAGACUGUGCUGGUGGUGGUGGUGGUUUUUGGCAUAUCUUGGCUGCCACAUCAUGUGAUCCACCUCUGGGCUGAAUUUGGAGUUUUCCCACUGACUCAAGCUUCAUUUCUCUUCAGAGUAACAGCGCACUGCCUGGCUUACAGCAAUUCUUCUGUAAAUCCUAUUAUAUACGCAUUCCUCUCUGAAAAUUUUAGGAAGGCCUACAAACAAGUCUUCAAAUGCCAGAUAGGUAAUGAAUCGCCUCUGAAUGAUGUUAAAGAAAGUAAAAGUCGGAUAGAUACAGCACCGUCUACCAAUUGUACUCAUGUGUGAGCAACAAUUAAAAAAAAAAUCCCGUCAUGUUGGGUUUUCAUAUGUGUGGACUAGACUCUAGAAAAAGCACAGUGAGCUCCUAAAAAGAGCUGCAGCUUCAGCUUCAGCUUGAUAAUUGUUAGAAUUAAAAAAUUCAGUUUCCUUACAUUUACCAGAUAACUGUGGCCAUUCUUAAUAUUCGACAUCUUUGUCUAGCAUGGUUCAAAUGAAGAUCUGUCCUUUGAAAGAUGUUCCAGAAAAAGUGGGUAAUGGUAUGUCAGUACUAGCCCUCUUAUUAAUUUAGUAGGAAAGCUAAUAACUUGCUAAUUAUAAAUAUUGACAUACAGCAUAUUCCAUUUGCGCCUAUAACACAAAUAUGUUAACAUAGAAUGCAAUUGUACUAUUCCUAAUCCAGUUCUAUAAGGUCAAACUUAAUUUCUCCCCCCCACCCCCAAUUUAUAGAAUAAUCUCUCACCUCAAAGAAAGGUAAUUAAUGGUGCAGUACUAUGAUUUCAAGAGAAAUGGUUAGAUUUCAAAGAUAAUUUAAACUUCAGUCAUCUCUUCAGGUUGGUUCUGACAAUGGUUUUGUUCGUUUGUUUUUAAGCAAAUAUUGAGCAGAAAUAAUUUCCAUGUACUGAAGUAAUUACUUAGAGAAGAAAUGCUAAACUAACUAUAUAAUUUACACCAUGUUAUUGAGGUACUGAGGUUGUACUCUGUCUGGCUAGGCUGGCUGCAUAUACAAAACAAUGGUUACGCCUUUAAAAUUUUGCUUAAGGCACUCACAUAACUGUGGCAUAACAUAGGUUGAUGUAGUCAAAUUGGGAAGGGUUUGUUUCAGGUCUCUGUGUGUGUGUGUGUGUGUGUAUGUAUGUAUGUAUAUAUAUAUAUACAUGCCAUUUCUAGUUAUUGAUAUAUACCUAAAUAUAUUUCAGCUUAAACAUUAAGUUAUGGAUAUGUUCAUACGUACACACACACACUGCUAUUUUUUGAAGGAAGCUUUAAAUGGGGGUUGAAAUUGUUGACAUUAUCAUUCCAACAGUACUAUUAGAGUCUUAAUAUCAGACAGCUUAAUAGUUUUAAGUUGGAAAAAAUACAGUUAGUAUUUUUAAAACAAAGUAAGUGGUCCAAUCCUGCAGACAUUUUACUAACAUGGGUAGUUCCACUGACUUUGUUCCAGAUUCUCAGCUAGUGAAAAGAGGUGUACCUCCAUUGUCUUUAAUACAGCUACAUCAAUAUAUACCAGCUGAUAUUCUGACCUUCUAAGUUUAAAUUUGAUUCAGCCCCCGCUGAAGUCAAUGAGAGUAUUUCCAUUGACGUUAGUAGGAGUUGGGUUGGAUCCAUAUUACGUGCAUGAGAUUUUACAUUUUUCUCCAGUUAAUGCUGUACCACAUUCCUCUUCCUCCUGAGACUUAAUGUUUACAACAGGGCAUGUGUAUCUUUUUGUGCUUAGUAGAAGAUGGUUGUGACAAAGUCAGUGAAAUUCCAAGCUAGAGAGAAAUUUACUAUGGCUUAAUUCACACAAAAAUGUCUGCAUUUACACACCAAUUCAUGCACUUAGACACAGUAGAGAAAACAUCUCAGAAAAUAGUACUGCAUAUAUAGAACUAUUGUUUGUUUGUUCACUUUUUCCUCCUGUAUGUGAAUGGCUUACUCUGUAACAUAUCUCUGAGUACGCAUGAAAUGGCAUAGAGCUAUUUUACCACAUGCAAAGUACAUUAUCAGAGUCAAAUUAAUUAAUAGGUAGCAGGUUUAAAAAGGACUAGGUAAAUUCAUAGAGGAUAGGUCCAUC